AUGUCAUCGGCACCGAGCCAGGCCGGGCCUGGAGACUCCCGACAGCCGCGGCUUGCACGCCCUACAGUUUCUGUCCGACUGCCCCCUUCUAAUGAAGCAGGACCUACCGCUUCAAGGUCAGACACCCCUUUUGAUGGCACCCCGGAGACAGAGUCUACGAACGCAGGAGACUUUGGAACCGCCACAGAUUAUGCGAUGUGGGUCAUCGAGAACCCCCACAACGCCUAUCAACGGCUGCGGAAUUUGGAACUCGGGCUUGCACGAGCCCAGAAAAGUCUCAGAGAAGCUAUCAGAGUGCAAAAGAUGGAUGCGGACAGACCUCAGCGUUCCUCUAAAUUACCAGACGUACCCAUACUAACCGACGGCAAAUCUCCUACGUUCGAAGGAUGGAUGUUGAAAUUGAUGAACAAGUUUAUGCUCAACAAAGACCACUAUCCGACUGAGUGCCAUAAGAUGGCGUACAUCCAUUCCAGAUGUGAAGGACCGGCUGAGGCCCUGCUCACCCCCCGGGCAAAGUGUGGGGCAAAGAACCCAUUCAUUAAUGCCGAAGAGAUGAUACACUACUUGCAAUCUUUCUUCCAUAACACACAUCGCCGGGCCAUUGCAGGGCAAGAGUUCGAAGCAUUGAUCAUGAAAAAGGACGAGCAGUUCCACGAUUUCUAUAUUAAGUUUGCAUGCCUGGCAGUGGAAGCAGAAAGCCAAGAGAGCUACUUGAAGCACCACCUCUUCAGGAAGCUGUCAAACCGUCUUAAAUCCCUGGUGAUGAAUCAUUUUUAUGAUGAGAAUAUUACUAUGACACAGUUCGUUGAAACCUGCCGCCGAUCGGCCACCGCAUUACUGGUUGAGAACGAGAUACGGAAGAGAGCCUGA
This is a messenger RNA of Penicillium verhagenii, 870 nucleotides long. RefSeq lists its product as uncharacterized. The record is from RefSeq and is a predicted model, not a curated record. NCBI's taxonomy places the organism in Eukaryota, Fungi, Ascomycota, Eurotiomycetes, Eurotiales, Aspergillaceae. The coding region runs from base 1 to 870 and encodes 289 amino acids. The transcript has a single exon.